AUGUCAUCUUACGCAUCCGCCCUCGAGAAACUCGGCGCAUCCGGCCUCUUCAUCCAGGACUCGGCAUUCAUCGAUGGCGAGUGGGUAACCAGCGAAAGGACGUUUGACGUCUACGACCCCUCAACCGCGCAGGUCCUCGGCCGAACCGCAAACUGUACCCUCGCAGAAAUGCAAAGAGCCAUUGAGAGCGCUCACACCGCGCAAGCCGAGUACUUUGCCUCGACGACGGCCGCCGCCCGUGGGAAGGUGCUACAGAAGUGGCAUGAUCUUGUCAUGGAGAAUAUCAAUGAUUUAUCAGCCCUCCUAACCCUCGAAAACGGCAAAACACUCCUCGAAGCCCGAACAGAGAUAACCUACGCCGCCUCCUUCAUCACCUGGUUCGCGGCCGAGGCCCCGCGCGCCUACGGCGACACGAUCCCCAGUUCGAUGCCGAAUACUCUCGUGCUCACGCUCAAGGAACCCGUCGGUGUCUGCGGAAUCAUCACGCCCUGGAAUUUCCCCGCGGCCAUGAUCACGCGCAAGAUUGCGCCAGCCCUCGGGGCCGGGUGUGCUGUUGUUAUCAAGCCGCCGAGCGAGACGCCGUUUACUGCGCUGGCGCUGGCCAGAUUGGCGGUUGCCGCGGGGGUCCCACCAAAGGUGGUGCAGGUUGUCCCGACUAGGAACAGAGAGGUCGGGAGUGAACUUGCGAUAAACCCGCUGGUACGGAAAAUCAGCUUCACGGGCUCGACGGGCGUGGGCAAGGGGCUCGCGAAACUUGCAGCGGGGACGCUGAAAAAGGUCUCGCUGGAGCUUGGCGGGAAUGCACCCUUUAUCGUGUUUGCCGACGCGGAUCUGGAUCUUGCUGUCGAGGGCUGCGUCGCGAGUAAGUUUCGGUGCUCGGGGCAGACGUGCGUGUGUACGAAUCGGGUUUAUGUGGCGCGGGAGGUUCUCAAGGAGUUUACGGAGAAGCUCGUGGAGAAAGUCCGGAGCCAACUAAAGUGUGGCGCUGGUCUUGAAGAGCCGACGACGCAGGGACCCCUGAUUAACCGGGCCGCAGUGGACAAAGUCAAAGAGCACAUUGCCGACGCGGUGAGCAAAGGUGCAUCCAUCGAAAUCGGGGGUGGUGUCCCCACGGCACUGGGCGAGGGCUUCUUCAUCGAACCAACCGUUCUCUCCGGGGUGACGAGCGAAAUGGCCGUUGCGCGCGAGGAAACGUUUGGCCCCCUGGCACCGAUCUUCGCCUUUGAUAGCGAAGACGAGGUGAUUGCGUUGGCUAAUCAGACCGAGUUUGGGCUUGCGGGGUAUUUCUAUUCGCGGGAUGUGGCGCGGGUGAUGCGUGUUGCGCAGAAGAUGCAGGUGGGCAUGUGUGGUGUGAAUACGGGCAAGAUCAGCGCGGCCGAGGCGCCGUUUGGGGGGGUCAAGGAGAGCGGAUAUGGCCUGGAAGGGAGCAAGUAUGGGAUGGCGGAGUACCAGGUUGUCAAGACGGUGACGAUUGGGAAUCUUGAUCAUUGA
Messenger RNA from Aspergillus calidoustus, 1491 nucleotides. The record is from the annotation of a GenBank genome assembly. NCBI's taxonomy places the organism in Eukaryota, Fungi, Ascomycota, Eurotiomycetes, Eurotiales, Aspergillaceae.